AGCGGAGCCAAUAUGGCGGCUGAGCACGUGACCCGGGGCAGUGGGAUUUCCGGCUGACGGAGCGGAAGCCGAGGAAGACGCAAUCUCUGUCGUCGACGUUAGUCGCUCUCCUCGCUGCCAACGCCCUGGAAUGAGCCGCUAACGUCAUGGUGAAUGCUGCUCGGCCAUCGGGUGUGCCUCCCGCUGCCUGCCCAACUCCAAGCUGAAGGGGCUGACUUUUCACGUAUUCCCCACAGAUGAAAAUAUAAAAAGAAAAUGGGUAUUAGCGAUGAAAAGACUUGACGUGAAUGCUGCAGGCUUUUGGGAGCCUAAAAAAGGAGAUGUGUUGUGUUCAAGGCACUUUAAGAAGACAGAUUUUGACAGAAGUGCUCCAAAUAUUAAACUGAAACCUGGAGUCGUACCUUCUAUCUUUGAUUUCCCACCUCACUUACAGGGGAAAAGAGAACAACUUCCUUGUAGAAAAAACUUUAUCCUCAAAACCCUUCCAGUCAUAAACCACAAUCACAAGCUUGGUGCUUCCACGUGUAUCGAAGAAUUUCGAUCCCAGUUCAUUUUUGAACAUAGCUACAGUGUAAUGGACAGUCCAAAGAAACUUAAGUAUAAAUUAGAUCAUGUGAUCAGCGAGCUAGAGGAUACCAAGAAAAGUCUGCGGAAUGUUUUAGACCGAGAAAAACGUUUCCAAAAAUCAUUGGGGAAGACAAUCAGGGAAUUAAAGGAGGAAUGUCUCAUCAACCAAGAAACAGCAAAUAGAUUGGAAGCUUUUUGUUGGGAAUAUUGUCAGGAGAGCAUAGAAUGAGACUGUAUUUCAUGAAAUAAUUUCACGUUAUGUUUAACUUAAAAUUUUUUUAAAGUAAUUCUUAUUUACCAUCAUUAAAUACUGCCUAUCAUUUAGAGUGCUUCUUUGGAUCCUCUUCAGCAUUAAGCAUUAUAGUUGUUAUCCAAAGACAGUUUUUGAAGACAUGCAGAAAUUUGUGUUAGUUCUCAUGUUUUGGUGUGACUUGUGACAAUUACGUUUUUAUAUACCUAGACUAGUGCCAGGUCGUUAUAAGUUAAAAGAUCAAGAAAAUUCCUCUGGACUAAGGAAAUGAUAUCAAAUCAGCCAUGUUAAGCUAUGGUAGUAGGAACUGAGCACUUCUUCAGCAGCAGUAGAUUUUUCACUUCAAAGGAAUACUUUUAUUGUUUACAUAGGUACUCUUUAUGGUAAAUAUGUUCAAUUACACUUUAAAUGUAUCUUACUAUAAAGCAGAAUUUAUAACACAUGUCAAUCUUGGAUCCAUUCCAAGGUGCUUUUGUUAUCAAUAAUACCAAAAGAUCUUUUUACAAGACAUCUCAUGGUACUGACCCUGAGAACAGCAUAUGGUACAGAACUUUAGGCUUUUAAAGUUGUCCAGAGACAAGUUAAGAAGACCCCUAGACAAGGUCUCAGUUUUCAAUACAGUACAUUGUUCUUCCUCACUAUGAGUAAUUUGAUGUAAACCUGUGUAGCUUUAAAAAUUUCAGAAGGGGUCAUAAAUCUGAUUUUUCUAAUAGCUAGUUACUCUGACAGUUCUGAACAUUCUUUUUUUUUUUACUGGAAUUUCAUCAUAUGCUAUAGUAGUUAGAAUUUAAGUGUCAAUUAUUUCAGUGUGUUAACUAGAAAUGAACUGCAUUUUAUGCUAAAAUGUUCAUUAUAAUUUUAUUUGUGAUAUAUUAAUAUCAAUAAGGAUAUGGUCACUUGAAUUUUUUUAUAUUUAAGAAUUCUCUGUUUUAAUGCAUGUUAUAUUUUUAUAUAGGAUUCUAAACCUUCCCUCUGAAUGGGAUUUUACCCACAUUUGAUGGAUCAGCAUUAUGCUAAGAAAUCACUGAGGUCACAUAUUUUUGCUACCUUAAAAAAAAAACUCAUUAGUUACCCAUUAUUUAUUUUAGUUAUUUAAUUUUGAAUUCAUAAUGGACAUUUCAUUGGGAAGUUUGAGUAUGACCUUAGGUUUUAUAGUGAUUCUGUGACAGAUACGGAGAUUUUUUUCCCUCACCCUAUUUUUUAAUGUAAAAAUUAAAGUCAGUGGACAGUGGAGAAAAGUAAAAGGAUAGAUCCAAAGCAGUGUGUUCAAAUUCUAGCUCUCUGCAGGCUGCUUAGAAUAAAUCAAGCCCGGGAGACCUUCACAAAAGUCAAGUCCCAGCUUCUGCCACUAUCAGUUACCCGUCACUUUUACUACUUGUGUUCUUUUUCAUUGGUCUUCGUAUCACUGAGCGAGAGAUAACUGUGGGAAAAUAUUCCUAUCAUCAAUGACUUGGCGCUACCUAUUUCCUCUUUAUUUUUAUGGAGAAGUGAUUACCAAUAGAAAUAUGACAUAAACAAGGCCUUCCCCACCUGCCACCCCAAACAAAUACCUGAAUACAGUAUAUACCUCAGUUCACGGUUCCCAGAAAACAGUUCUUAGCCUGGGGAAGAGCUGUUCUAUGCAGAGCAAAACCAGUCAUCCCCCAUCCAGAGGUUCCUCCAGUAACCAAGGCCAGCCUAAGGGUUUCACUUUGUUUUAAGGCUUGGAGUGGCCUCUGGAUUCUAGAACAAACCAAUACACAAGUUCAACCUCAGCACCAAAUCAGGUAUGAAGGACUUGACAUGGCGUUUUUCUCAUAUAAAGUUUAAGUUUUUAGACUUUGGUUGCUAAAGUUAAUCAUAAUUAUAACGUAGUCUUUAAUUGGAGAAAAGAUGAACUGUAUUAAAAUAUGUAUGCUUAGUUUUAAUAAUAAAAGGAUAAAAUUGUUACAGAAAUAACUGGGGGUGAAGAAUCUGUUAUAUAUUUGAAAAAGAAAAUAUUUUCUUUAGUAAUGUUCUCUAUGUGGUUUUUGUACAUUUAGUUAUUCAAUAAAA
This is a messenger RNA of Myotis lucifugus (little brown bat), 2851 nucleotides long. It is a transcript of the gene THAP6, whose product is annotated as THAP domain containing 6. The transcript is spliced from 5 exons. Lineage: Eukaryota; Metazoa; Chordata; Mammalia; Chiroptera; Vespertilionidae. The coding region runs from base 269 to 796 and encodes 175 amino acids. The record is from RefSeq and is a predicted model, not a curated record.